GAGAGAGAGAGAGAGAGAACUGAAUAUUAUAUAUAUUAUUAAUCAAAUUCAUUAGGGAAAGGGGUGGGAAGUAGGAACACAAUCACAAAACAAAAGAGAAGAAACCCAAUCUUUGACUCUGCGUCUUUUCAGUUUCUCUUUCACUUAUUUCGAUUUUAAGUGAUUCUCAUUUUUAUGGCUCUUGCAUUGAAGUCAAGUUGCUUCUUGCAAUUGAAGAAGCCUGAGGUUGGUUUCCAGGUUUGUUUUUCCUCCAAGAGAGCUAUAAUCUCUGUGAAAAGAUACACUCCAAUGGCUGCUAUCCGGACCAUGCAACCAGUGGGACUCUCUGAAACAUUCAACAGACUGAAGAAAGACGGGAAAGUGGCUUUCAUCCCAUAUAUCACAGCUGGUGAUCCUGACCUUUCAACCACAGCAGAAGCGCUGAAAGUGCUUGAUUCAUGUGGGUCUGACAUAAUUGAGCUAGGUGUUCCAUACUCUGAUCCUUUGGCAGAUGGUCCUGUUAUCCAGGCUGCUGCUACAAGGUCAUUAGCAAAGGGGACCAAUCUUAAUGCAAUUCUUUCUAUGUUGAAAGAGGUUGUUCCACAAUUGUCAUGUCCAAUUGCACUGUUUACAUAUUACAAUCCAAUACUGAAGCGUGGUACUGAGAGAUUUAUGGCCACCAUAAGAGACAGUGGCGUACAUGGGCUUGUAGUCCCAGAUGUCCCUCUGGAGGAGACAGAAACUUUAAGGACAGAAGCUAAGAAACAUGGAAUUGAACUGGUACUCCUCACAACACCAACAACUCCAACAGACCGAAUGAAAGCCAUCGUUGAUGCAGCAGAAGGAUUUGUGUAUCUUGUGAGCUCAGUGGGGGUCACUGGUGCCCGAGCAUCAGUUAGUGCUUCUGUUGAGUCUCUUCUGCGGGAAAUUAAAGAGGCAACAACUAAACCUGUGGCAGUUGGCUUUGGAAUAUCCAAACCUGAGCAUGUGAAACAGGUAGCAGGAUGGGGAGCUGAUGGUGUGAUUGUUGGCAGUGCUAUGGUGAAGUUGCUUGGUGAAGCCAAAUCUCCUCAAGAGGGGUUGAAAGAACUCGAAGAUUUUACCCGCUCAUUAAAGGCGGCACUUCCUUGAAAAUAAGCUAUUAGAACUCGAACUUACUGAUUUUGGAAUGAAUAAGAAUAUGUCGUUCAAUUUUAUUUUAUGUUUAUGAUAUAGUUUUAAUUUCUUAGUUACUGAAAUAAAUGUCCAAUGUGGACAAAUUUCGUUCAAUUUUAUUUGUUCUAGCUCACUUAGAGCGUUUUUGUGAUAAUUUUGAAUAAAUUUCGUUCAUUCAC
This is a messenger RNA of Cajanus cajan (pigeon pea), 1313 nucleotides long. RefSeq names its product tryptophan synthase alpha chain. Gene Ontology annotation, cellular component: chloroplast; cytosol. The record is from RefSeq and is a predicted model, not a curated record. Gene Ontology annotation, biological process: L-tryptophan biosynthetic process. Gene Ontology annotation, molecular function: tryptophan synthase activity. NCBI's taxonomy places the organism in Eukaryota, Viridiplantae, Streptophyta, Magnoliopsida, Fabales, Fabaceae.